UGUUGCUUCCCGACAGUGUCAACAUUCACGACAGGUGCUUUCCUUAUCGAAGAAAAAGUAAACAUCCCUGAGAUAAAGUCCCCAUGUAAAUAAACAUGGCAUCAAAGGAUACUAAAGAGAACAUUAAGGCAAUUCAACAGACCUUGGACACAUUCAAAAAGAAACAAGUAGACAUUCAAGAAAAUCUUAAAAAGUUAGAGGGAAAGAAAGACAAGGAUGCCAAGCCUAUCAUGGAAACCUUGUAUGAACAACUCAGGGAAACCGAACAGUUGUAUCAACAGGCGCUUGCUCAGCUUAAGGAAGUACAGGAUGACCUCGGAAAGAAACUAGGAAAGAAAGAGGAAAAGUCAGAACCACAGGGUUCUGGGAAGUCAGGAGCAGGUUCCUCUGCAAGUAAACACCAAUUAAGCCCAGAUGAACAAGAGUUGACAUAUGAAUUGAAAGCACAACUCAUGCGCAAUAUCGAAAUGCAAAACCAGAAGCUAAAGACAGAAUUAACGCUUCAUGAAAAAAUGAAUGAGUCAAAGAUGUUAAACCAACAAAAUAGGAAACUUCAUGAUGAAUCAUCCAUGUCCAGAACUAAUACUUUACGUCUCAUGAAGAUGUUUGAGAAGAAAGCCAAAGCUGCUGAUGAGAAGUUGAAGGAAAUGCAGCGUGAGCUUCAUAAAUCCCAGCAGCUGACUAAGAAAUACCAGCAGCUAUUGGAACUGGAGAAAAGAAAAAUGGGCGGAGGAAGUGGUCAUGUGACACCAGUGUCUGUAGGAGACGAUGGGGAUUCCCCCAGAGUGCCACCCCCAUCAUCAUACUCAUUGUUAGGAGGAAACGUACGGGUCAAUGAUAUUAUAAGAAAGAAUGAGGUUCUUUUGGAAGAGAAUAGUAACCUCAAGAGGGAAAUUCAGAGACUCAAACAAGACAAUGCAACGUUAAUAAAGAAAACCAAACAUGCCAUGUCAGACAAGGACGAAAUUAUUAAAAGAAUUCAAACAUUGUAUGCAGAAAAUGCCAAGAUGCAAAGCCAACUAGCCAAAGAGCGGUCACAACAUAAUUUGCUGGCACGUAGUUUGACGAGGCAGGCCUCAGAUUGGAUAAUGUUAAAGAAACAACUGGCUCAGUUUGAUGAAGAAUACAAAUGGAGUCAGGUAAAAACUCAGAAAGAAGAGGCGGAUCAAAGAUUUGGGCGUCUGCCCCCGAUUUACACUGUCGCUCCAAUGACACCCAUAACAGAGGUGUCUGCAGAGUUGUUUACCCCUGUCGACACAUCGAUGAGUGAUCUUGAUUUGGAGUUGCAAAGGGACUCUGAUAUCGAGUUGGUCCAUUAAAUCCAACGGGCGCAGAAGAGAGAACCUACCAACACCAUGCCCCCAAAAACGUUUAUAUGCCACGUAAAAUGUAUCCCGUAGAAAAUUACGCCCAAGCCAAUCGAAGCGGGACGUAAUCUAUUUUAUUAGUAGUUAGUAUGUGA
Molecule: messenger RNA, 1462 nt
Organism: Saccostrea cuccullata (small rock oyster)
Lineage: Eukaryota; Metazoa; Mollusca; Bivalvia; Ostreida; Ostreidae
Exons: 10
Coding region: 96-1319 (407 amino acids)
Source: RefSeq, a predicted model, not a curated record